Molecule: messenger RNA, 798 nt
Organism: Ostreobium quekettii
Lineage: Eukaryota; Viridiplantae; Chlorophyta; Ulvophyceae; Bryopsidales; Ostreobiaceae
Source: the annotation of a GenBank genome assembly
AUGGCGCUCCUGCGCUGGUUGGCGGUGCUUCUGGUCGGGGUGGCGGUUCUGCAGAGCCAAGUCGUGGGUCGCUCUCUGUUUCAGGAUAACGGUGACGAUGGCACGGAUGAUGGGGACGACGACAUGGAGAUGCCUGAGGAGGUAGAGGGGCCGAAGGAGUCUGACGUGCCUUGCUCAACUGACGUCACAUAUGAAGUCCUCAAUGCAUGCGACUGGAGCGAGGACAAAUUCCCAAGGGACUAUCCGUCAAGCUCUGCACAUUGGUCUCCACUCUGCGGCACUGCCCACAAUGAGAACUACUCCAUGUGGGAUGUGGGGCAGAUCUCCACCGAAGGUGUGAGGAUAGUUGCUGAGAUUGGUGACCACGGCACACUGGAGGAAGAGGUCCAGGCCUGCAUCGAUGCAGGCAACUGCAGUGCUUUCUACGAAUGGGGGUGCUCCACAUUUUCUGGCACAUGCGACCAUGCUGGCACUAUAGACAUGUCUGGCGACUACCCUUAUGUGUCAUUGCUGAGCAUGAUCGCCCCCUCUCCUGAUUGGAUGACGGGCGUUUCGAGUGCGAAACUUUGUGGACCUGGAGGAAACUGGACCAGCGAAUACAAGCGCGAUCUGGGCGGCUAUGAUGCAGGGACUGACAGUGGCCCAUCCUACACAUCGCCAGAUGAUGCAACCGAUCCUUUUGAGCCCAUCUUCGCACUCAAUGCUACUGAUGAAUCAAACCUUCUCUACAAUGUGGACGAGGGGAAGCUGUACCCCGUGUGCACCAUCACCUUCACCCUGAGCACCGACGAUCCAUAG